UAUGUGUUAGUGUUCAUUAGUUUUGAUUUAUAAAAAUUUGUACUAUUUAUUUAAACUUUGUAUUAUGUAAAAUAUGAAUUUUCUUAACUGUUUUGUAUUAAUCGUUAUUUUAAUUCAAUCACUAUUGUCAAAUUUUGUGUUAUCGAAUUUAAACGAAAUUAAAAAAAUUGCAAUUCUUAAUGGAAUACUUGCGAAUGUAAAUGCAUGGGAUAAAUUUAAGAAUAUAAAAGUUAAAUAUGGAAAUAGAAAAAACUUGAAAAUAUUAACAGUUGAUAAUAUCUUUGAUAAUAUUGACAACAAUAUAAAUAUACAUCAGAAUAAUACACAGCUACUUUCAUCAACAUAUUUGCAUGUUAAUUCAAGCAAUCAUCAAAAAAAGGUAGAGUUAAUUUUUAAACUCGUAAAAUGUAAGUGUUGGGAAAUGAUUAAGCUCUGUAAUCGAAUUUUGUUAUACAUGAAUAAAGGUUAUAAAAUGAUCUAUGAUGAAGAAAUAACAAGACAAGAUAGAACAAUGACCUUACAAAUGAAGGAUUUGCUUCUAAGAAAAAUCGAUGAAUAUAAAGAAUUAGUACAUUAUCUUUAUAAUAUAGCACUGUUUUUUAAAAGUUUAUUUCCUGAAGGUAAUGAAAAUGUAAAUUCAACUGACGCAUUUUUUUCAAAACUACGUUCCGUAGUAAAUAUGCCAAUACCACCUGAAGAUACUAGUUUUUCAAGAAAUUUGAAAAAUACAUUAAAUGACUCAUUUAACAAAAUUUUUUAUUAUUCAAAACAUUUAUGUUCUUAUACAAAUAGUAUUAAACUAAUGCCUUCAUAUAAACAAAAAUACAAAGAUUAUAAGUCAGCUAAUGAAGAAUAUAAUGAUAGCUUUGCAGAAUAUAUAAGUUAUCACUUUGACUUUCAUGUAAAAGAAACUUAUGAUUUGUUUAGAAUUUGACAUCAAAUAAAGAAAUGAAUAAUACAUAAUAUUAAAUUAUCAAUUUUUAAUGUUUAUAAAACAUAUAUGAAACUUAAAAAUGCCAAAUCAAGUUUUCAUAAUAGUUGUUAUUUUAAGAAAAAUCGAGUGAUUUAUAUUAAUAAAG
Molecule: messenger RNA, 1079 nt
Organism: Daktulosphaira vitifoliae (grape phylloxera)
Lineage: Eukaryota; Metazoa; Arthropoda; Insecta; Hemiptera; Phylloxeridae
Exons: 2
Coding region: 74-934 (286 amino acids)
Source: RefSeq, a predicted model, not a curated record